AUGAUUGCUGAUGAAAUUGACAAAAUUAGAUUUGUUGGUCCUGUGUGUUCGCUUUAUAGUUUCGAGUUCUUUGUUAUUGAGGAUAUUGAACUGCUGUUGCAAGCUAUCGUCUGUUGCUCGAAAAGUUUCACUCUUCUAGAUUACUUUUCUUCUACGCAAUCUUUUUCUUUACAUAUAUCCCUUUUAUUGCGUUGUCACAGACACUUGCGGCCACAUUUUUCAUCCUGGUGGAUUUAUGUAACAUGGCUCCCAGAUGGUGCUGUCACUGUUGAAGAUGAUGCCGCUGCAGAUGAGACUAGUGUUGUCGAAGAAACAUCUUCACCCAUUUCAUCGUUGCUUCAAUCAUACAAAGAAGCUUUGGCAAGUAAUGAUGAGUCAAACGUUGCUGACAUAGAAGCAUCUUUAAAAUCCAUUGAAGACGGGAAAAUUGACUUUGAAAAGAAAAUGGCUUCUCUGUUAGAAGAGUUGUUGACGGGGAAGGAAUGGUUCUUAGGAUUAGUGCAGACUUUGACAACUUUCGCAAGAGGAUGUAGAGAGAUCGCCUUUCUUCUUUAUGAAAUGCCCAAGGAGAGUUUGGUUGCCUGUUUUGGAUAAUUUUGAGUGAGUUAAGCCCAAAUUAAGUUCGAGACAGAGGGAAAAGAGAAGAUCAAUAACAGCUAUGAGAGCAUAUUCAAGCAGUUUAUGGAGAUUCUGGCUUCACUCGGUGUUGAACCUUUUGGACAAAGUGGGAAAUCCUUUUGAUCCAAUGGUGAGUUAACUCUUGUUACUCUUUGUUUUCCCACCUUUCGUAGACAUGAUAACUAAUUAUUUGUUGCAUAAUUCAUGUCUAAGCCUCAUUCAAAUUCUCAUUUCUUGUCCUUAUCAACAAUGGGUUGGGGAGGCAGUUCGUGAACGAAUUGCGCUAACGCCUCAAGUAUAUGAUGCAUUUGAUUACUAAUGAGAAGACUUUGACUGACUAGGAAAUAAUUAUGGCAGAGAAUACAAUUAACUUGGCAUAUUCAAUUUAAUCUUCGAAUGAUGGACAGUACAUUUGAAUAUUAGAUGACCGGCUUCAUUUUUGUUUUUUAUUUGGCAUGAUGAUUAUUGGCUUAAUGCAGAUGAAGUACUGAGUUGGCUCGUUAUUCAGUCAAGUACUUGAUGAACAUUCUCGA
Molecule: messenger RNA, 1151 nt
Organism: Hibiscus syriacus
Lineage: Eukaryota; Viridiplantae; Streptophyta; Magnoliopsida; Malvales; Malvaceae
Exons: 2
Coding region: 1-594 (197 amino acids)
Source: RefSeq, a predicted model, not a curated record